Molecule: messenger RNA, 1361 nt
Organism: Coregonus clupeaformis (lake whitefish)
Lineage: Eukaryota; Metazoa; Chordata; Actinopteri; Salmoniformes; Salmonidae
Product: keratin, type I cytoskeletal 13-like
Exons: 7
Coding region: 117-1316 (399 amino acids)
Molecular function (GO): structural molecule activity
Source: RefSeq, a predicted model, not a curated record
GAGUGAUGCUUGUCACUGCAGAUCCUUUGUCCAAGUCUGAUCCAGCCAGCACCUGCUAACAUACCUGUGCUAGCCAGCAUCCUCCAUCCUCCAUCCUCCAUCCACUAUCCACCACCAUGUCAUUCACCUCCAGAUCCUACACCUCUGCCAGGGCCCUCAGCAUGUAUGGGGGUGCCGGUGGCCGCGGUUCCCGCGGUUCCCGCAUCUCCACCUCCCAGGCUGGGGGACUCUACGACACCGCUUCCUCCAGGGGUGGCUUAGACCUGGCUGACGGCCUGGACCUCCACGUGUCAGCCAACGAGAAGGCCACCAUGCAGAACCUGAACGACCGCUUGGCCUCCUACCUGGAGAAGGUGAGGCUUCUGGAGAAGGAGAACGCCGAGCUGGAGAAGAAAAUCAAGGACUGGUAUGCAUCACGCCCGGUUAUCUGCCACGACCACAGCGCCUACUUCGCCACCAUUGCUGGCCUGAAAGACAAGAUCAGUUUGGCAUCCAGGUCCAAUGCCAAGACUGUGCUGGACAUCGACAAUGCCAAGCUUGCUGUUGAGGACUUCAAGAUGAAGUAUGAGAAUGAGCAGGCCAUGAGGAUGGCAGUGGAGGCAGACAUCAGUGGUCUGAGGAGGGUCCUGGAUGACAUGAGCCUGGGUCGCUCUGACCUGGAGAUGCAUUACGAGGGUCUGAAGGACGAGCUCAUCAUGCUCAAGAGGAACCACCAGGAGGAGAUUGCCCUGGUGAAGACCCAGGUGGGCAGCCAGGUGAAUGUAUCGGUGGAUGCUGCCCCAUCCCAGGACCUGAACGCAGCCAUGACCGAGAUCAGGAAGCACUACGAGUCUGUGGCUGCCAAGAACUGCAAAGAACUGGAAGCCUGGUACCAGGGCAAGCUGGCCACAGUGGAGAUUGAAGUCGUGACAAACAAUGAGCAGCUGGUGAGCUGCCUCACAGAGUUGAAGGAGUCCAAGAGCACCCUCCAGAGGCUUCAGAUUGAACUGCAGUCCCAUCUGAGCAUGAAAUCCUCCCUGGAGGGCACCCUGGCAGACACCCAGAAGCGCUACUCUGCUCAGCUGGCAGGGCUCCAGAGCAUGGUGACUAGCCUGGAGCUCCAGCUCUCCCAGCUCCACGCCAACAUCGCCCACAACAAGCAGGAGUAUGACAUGCUGCUGGACCUCAAGACCCGGCUGGAGCUGGAGAUCGCUGAGUACAGGAGGCUGCUGGAUGGAGAGGAAGAGAGUUCCUCCCAAGUGGUUACCAAGACGAUCACCGUGACCCAGACCAUUGUGGAUGGAAAGGUGAUGGAAACCACUGAGUCUGUUAAAUAAGUUGUUAACAGAACAAUCAAUAAAGAUUAUGUGGUUGAAUGAGAA